GCGACCGCUGCCAGUUUAGGUUGAGAUUUUCUCGCGUUUGGUUCACUAGCUGCUAGCUCGACCUAGCCUGCGGUGUGUUGGUUUUGCGAAAACGUUUCACUGAAAGAGCAUAAUCUGUGCAGCCUUCAAAUUUUUGUUUUCUUUUUUGUCGUAGCCAAUCGAAGAAAUUUUCGCCAGACGGGAUACUUUAAGUGAAUGUGCAGUGUGAUAACGAGGGGAGAGCGGUUCGGUCCCACAGGAAUAAUGAUUGUGAAUUCGUUAAUUUUUGUGUAAAUAAUAACGAGGAGUGAGAUGGUUUAUGACCCCCGCCGUGGGCAGAUAGCUAAAGAACAUGCCGAAUGACUGCUGGCACACCAUUAAUGAACGGCACAAAAAGCUCCACCAAUAAUGGUGCUUAAGGACAAUAAAAUAUUCGAAGUGGAUUAGUGAUUGCCUAGAGUAGAAAAAACAUUAGUAAUUGUUUGCAAUCGAUGAGCUAGUUCGAUGCUAAGUUGUACGCGGAGCACGACAUCCGAUGCCCUAGCUAUCUAACCUAUAGCAAAAAAAGCAAGAGUUGCGGAAAGCUCACAAAAGACGUUAACACGAUCUGUCCGGGCGCUACACGGAAACUAAACUAAAAGUAGAGCCAUAAAGUGUUCGGGAUCCGAUUUGAUAAGGACUCCAACGAGCGGUAAUCGAAAACGAAACUGUCGUUCCAGCGUGCAGUCCUUAUUCUGCCGAAACCGUUCCGCUCGAUCGCAGCCCGCAACGGAGUGGCAGAAACAAAAACGACGACGUUCAACCCACCUGUCAGAGUAGCGAAAAGUGUUUGCCAUUAACCUAAUCAAGUUUGUCGUAAAAAUGUGGAAUCGCAUCUCGCCAACCAGUUCCAAUAAACUGUUGCUCGAACAUGCAUAGCGGAUCACUCUGGAGGGACCGGAACCCCCCUGGAUGCAAGGCCCCCUCAAGGUGGCAUUCCUAGGGGCCUCCGGCGUUGGACGUACCAGCAUACUGCAACAAUUUUUCAAGCAUGACUUCCCGAGGAGUCACGUCCGCACCAGCCGGCGCACGGUGUAUCGCAGCUGUCUGGUGUGUGACACCUGCAUCCGCGAGCUGAUGGUGAUCGAUGUGCCACCGCAGAGGCGCUUUCCGGUCGACAAUCUCGCCGAGUGGAACAACGGGCACCCGCUGGGACUGCGAACCGUGCACACCUACGUGCUGGUGUACGACAUGGGCAAUCUCGAAACGUUCCAGUAUUGUCGCAGCAUGCGUGAUCAAAUACUGGAGAGCUUCUGUCAUCGGGAUUUCAAAAUUAUGGUUGUGGGCAACAAAGUCGAUUUGGUAUCGGAAACCAUCCCGCACACUCAGGAAUUAAAAGACAUUUCCACUCUGGUUAGGAAACACUGGCGCUGUGGUUAUGUUGAAUGUUCCGCGAAGCACAACUACAAGAUCGGUGACAUUUUCAAAGAACUGAUGGGCUACCCGGUGGGUGGGACCGCUGCCAAGCUGGAGUUUUCCCAGUCGAUUAGGAGCAAAAACAAAUGCACAAUUCUCUAGUAGUAGCUGUGCGGGCUGGCUGAAUGUGUGACCCGUACACGAUUCUCCGCUAUUGGCAAAGUUUUUGGAAGCAGCCAGCUUCAAAGUUGUGAAUUUGAGUGAGAAAUGAUUGGCAAACUAAUGCCAUUUAAAACCGAGCGCAAGCUGGGCACUUUAAGUGUGGAAACAGCAGCAGCAGUUAUUCAAUCGUAGAUUUAAGAAAUCAUUAAAAAAACCCAAUCACGUUGACUAUUGAUACCUAGCAGUUUAUCACAAAACCAAUUGACACAGUUUUACGUGUCGUUUGCAGGACUGUAUGUGCAGAAUAAAAUUGUAACAUUAGGCAGCCAGCAGAAUGUGACUUGAGCUGCAAAUUGCCCAUUAUAAGACAAAGAAACUGUAAAGAUAAAAAGGACACAUUUCGAUACCGGCGAAAAGUAUCGCUCUAUGUGUCCCUACAUAUAUAAAUGUGUGUGUGAGUGUUUGUAGAUGAGUUCAAACAAUACAUUUUAAAAGUAACUACCGUGCUGUGAGGUGAACUGUUUCGAUUGUCGAACAAAACACACAAAAAAGACUCAAUUUUGGCUUUGAACCGGAUGAUGAGCAAACAAAAAAUAAUAGAAAUCAAUUUUAUCUCGUUUCGCGGUUCAACAUAAAUAUCAAUAAGUCCUAGACAAGAGGCUUUGAGGCAGGGUUACACAAAAGGCUCAAUGUGUAUGUUUACAAUGCACGAACAUCCGCAGUGCUUACCCCCGUCACAGGUCGCGAUAACUGAAGAAACAUUUUGCAAAAAAAAAAAUGAUCAAGAAAUAUUCAACACAGAAAUAUACACACACACGGCUAAUGGACAACGUUUGGGUGAAAUAAUAACGGGCUUUAGAUUAUAUCAAUAUCAAACUUCACGAAAAGGUUAUACCAAAAAAAAAUUAAUCAUCAGUAGUAUUUCUACAGAAUAUUGUUUUAUUUCAUCUAUAGGGAUGCGUACUUACCAUGGCCAUUUAACCUAUAACGACAGCUCGGCGCUUGGCUCCAGAAUGAAGCGUUCCCCAAGGGCUCGUUCCUAAACCAAGUGGUCAUUAACAGGGCGGAUGGAGAGUUCGCCAAAGAAAAAAGACGCGAAAGACCACGGUCACGGAGAGGUGUGAUGGAUUGAAGAGCAAACAGUUUAUAUAUUUUGUUUUUUGUUUAUUUAGGAUAAAAAUUAAUUUUAAAUUCUUGUAUCCAUUUUAGCGAAAAGUAUAUCUUGACUGUUUACGUAGAUUGAAUCAUUUUCGAAUUACUGUUUUUUU
Molecule: messenger RNA, 2804 nt
Organism: Wyeomyia smithii (pitcher-plant mosquito)
Lineage: Eukaryota; Metazoa; Arthropoda; Insecta; Diptera; Culicidae
Product: ras-like protein family member 10B
Exons: 7
Coding region: 931-1536 (201 amino acids)
Molecular function (GO): GTPase activity; GTP binding
Source: RefSeq, a predicted model, not a curated record